AUGUCAAAGAAAUCAAGAAUUAGUAUUACGCAUCUACUUAAUCCAAUACAAGAAGAAAAUUUAAAGGAAAAAUUGCAAGAGAUUAAUAACCAACUUAUAUCAUUGUGUUCCAGUUUACCCAAAAGACAGUCGCUCCCGGGGCCGUCGUCCGAUAUCCUAAGGUUCCUAUCGAGAAACAACUUGGACCCACAAGAGAUAGGGUUGAUCAAGACAACCUAUCGACUGUCUACUCUUCUGUCAAAACUACGGGAGCAUGAGAUCGUAUUCAAUGUGGUUACCAAAGACCAUCUGCUUAAAAAAGGCGUCCCCAAUCACUAUGCCGCUUCCUAUCGAGGCCACCGCUUCACAAGGGAAAACGUACAGAUACUAGAGACCUGGUACCGCAACCAUAUCGACAACCCAUACCUCGACCACAACAGCCAGCAAUAUCUAGCACAGAAGACAAACCUAUCAAAAAUACAGAUCAAAAACUGGGUAGCAAACAGAAGAAGAAAACAAAAGUCAAUUUACAUCUCACUAUUUGAUAUCCAUAACAUAGAGAGUGGAGAGUAUGCGUACAUAGAGAAGGUAUGUUAUAUUAUUAUUAUUAUAUGUCAUUUAUUCCUGGUCUUUUCUUUGAGUUGUCUUACAUAA
This is a messenger RNA of Nakaseomyces glabratus, 633 nucleotides long. RefSeq names its product homeodomain mating type protein alpha2 (gene HMLALPHA2). Lineage: Eukaryota; Fungi; Ascomycota; Saccharomycetes; Saccharomycetales; Saccharomycetaceae. Gene Ontology annotation, molecular function: DNA-binding transcription factor activity, RNA polymerase II-specific; DNA binding. Gene Ontology annotation, biological process: regulation of DNA-templated transcription. The record is from RefSeq and is a predicted model, not a curated record.